UUGGCCCGCAUCGUGGAAAUUGCGUUUUUGUUUAGCACAAUGUAUUUCCAUAUGGACGACUUUAAACAAAUAUUUAAAGUGAUAAACAUUCAAUGCAUAGAAAGCGGUUUAUGAGCAAAAACACAUUGCAAACUAUGACACGAGUGGCAGAGAUCAGAUCCUAUAUCUGGUCAUAGUCUAUGGCCCACAACUGAUGCAGAGAGUGCUUGAGAUGGCAGAGGGGAUUCAUGUUGGCGAAAUGCCCUCGUAUGAACCAGUCUCAAGUGCUGAAGCAAAAAAGAGGCCGAAUUCAUCUGAUGGAAGUGAAGAACCCAUGAGGAAGAUGCCUGUGUCCAAAUUUGGCCCAAGACCACGAUUUGAGCCGGUACACUUUGUCAGUGGCAGCAGCAGCAGCACUAGUGGACUGGGGCUUGCUGAUGAAAAAGAAAAUGAGAGAGAGCGUAGGAGCGGAGAGGUGAAUAGCAUAAGGCAGAGGGAGCCAGACCAACCACAUAGCACUAGCCAUGGUUAUGGCCAUCCUCCCUCCUCAUCAUAUGGUUUUGACUCUUGGGCUGAUCGUAGAAGCAAGGACAUGUCUUUCAGCAACAAGAGCGGUUAUGGUUAUGGUGGCAGAGGGCGCACCUCAAACUUUAUGGGAAAAAUGCAGCAGGAAUACACAUCAAGAUAUGAGGCACACAGUGCAAGGCAGGCAAACUCGCCUCCUCAAGCAAGCCGAUAUGAUGGCUAUGCAGGAGGGAGGUCUGGACGUUGGGAUUCUGGAAGGCAUGGCUUGGGUUUUGGACAUAAGGAUAGACCAUCAUCUAGCAAAGGUUUGUCUAGAGCCUAUGACAGCCCAAGCAGAGCCAGUCCUGGCCUGCUCCCUACACCAUCAAUACCAACCCCAGUUGCUCAAGCUACAGUUGAUGAGAAGCAAAGAUUAUUGACCAGGGUUAUAUCUGCUGUAGCAGUCACACUGCGAGACCCUGCAUUCAUUGGUGGACCUGAUGGUCCAAAUUACAAUUUCAUCCUCAGCCGGAGCAUUCAGGCUUGUAAAACUAACCCUGAGUAUAUUUAUGUUAAUUUGAAAGAUAUUCCACCAUCUGACCUUCCUAAGAACAAGAAAGUACCAUGUGAGGGCUAUGCCUGUGAGUUGAGAUGUUCUGGCCUGUAUCUUGCAACUGGCUAUUCUGGCAGCAAGAACGGUGCCAGGGACCGUGCAUCAGAGCAGGCUGUGAAACUUGUCAUGAAACCAGUGGAGGUCCGUGUAGUACAACGUAUAUAUAAGCGUAACUACGUAAAUGACUUGGUAGUGUGCCAGUUAAACACACCCACUCCACCUUUAGUUCCACCUCUACGUAACCCAGAAGACAGCCCACCACCAAGUACAAAGGGUCAGUAUGUGCCUGAUAAAAGCAAACACUGGACAGAGUUUGUCAUAAUGGAAAAUGCCCAUGAUGCUAUAUGUAUCCUCAACAAUUCUGCCGCAUAUAACCGUAUGAAAAUUGACUAUAGCUUUGAUCCCGUCCCUAAUAGCACUGCAUGGGUGUGUAGUGUAUACUUGCAAGGUGAACUUUUGGCUCAAGGCAGAGGGACAAAAAAGAGCUCUAAACACACGGCGGCUGAGGAGGCUGUAAAAAAGCUCCGGAUGAACCAGGUGGUUCGCCAACAGCAGGAACAACAGGAUCAAUACCAACAGCAGCAGUUCUCUCAAGGACCCCCCAAUGCUGAUCAGCCUGUUUGUGGUUUUAGCCAAUAUGGUGGGCGAAAGAAACAGCUCAGUGAACUGGUGAUUCUAGAAAACUCUGAUAAUGCCAUUUGCAUCAUUAACGAUACUGCACAGUUCAACAAGGUGUCUGCAGACUACAAAUUUACAGUGCUGGCAGACCAUCGCUGGCGAUGUGAAGUCUAUAUCGAGGGUCAAUUUGUGGCCGAAAGUAUUGGUCCCAAAAAGACUGUUAAACACACUGCAGCCGAGGAGGCCAUUGCUACACUAAAACGUACACAAGCUGUAGUGAAGUCAAACCUUAGGAAGGAGGGCAAUGUAGACGCCAUUUCUCGAAAUCAAAUUUUGGCUCGUGGAGGGGAGGAAGCUACAAGUCAGGAAAUUAAAGAGGACAAUAUUGGUAACCAGUUGCUCCGCAAGAUGGGCUGGACAGGUGGUGGGUUGGGUCGAGAGGGAGAAGGCAUAGCCGAACCCAUCAUGGUUAAGGAACAGUUUACUAGGGAAGGACUUGGUAUGGACAUAGAGAAACAUGGUCACCUGACGAAGCGUGAUAUUGAGGAAAUGAUACGUACUUAUGCUUGUUCUGAGCGCCAGGAUGAUCUACGAUUCUCCACCGAGCUUAAUAAUGACGAGCGUAAACAGAUUCACCAGGUCUCCCAAAAAUAUGGGCUAAGGAGCAAAUCUUAUGGCCAGGGAAGACACCGUUUCCUUGUGGUUAGCCGGAGAGUGCAAAAGGAUCAACUGAUUGGCCAAUUGCUUCAAGAGGGUCAGGUGGGACGAUAUGAGCUGGUCAAACCUCAGGCCCCUGAAUGAUUGACUACAGAGAUCCCUACCUGUGACCAUGAAUAAGUAGAGCAUAUAUGCUUAUUGGUUUGAAAAACAAUUUAAAAUGUAUUUUCCAAAAAAAAAAAAAAAAAGUGUUCACUAACAGUUGCUUCUGCCUUCCUGGCAGGAUGAUCAUUUUUUUUUGUUUAUAUUACCCCACCUCACAUAUUGCCAUAGAUUUUCAGAAAUAAUUUGAGCAAGGCACUAUAUUGUACACAAGCUACUUAAUAAGAUUAGUCAUAACUUGUAUCCUGUAAUUUUUACGGACAUACAUGUUGGUAGUAAGUUCUAUGGCAGCAUGUCCUAUCAAACAUUCCAUUUUCAUAAACAUUUCAUGAUGGGUAGCACGUUAUGUGCUGGAUCAUUAAAAUGCUAUUAAAAAAAAAAAGUAAACUAGCAGAACUCAUGAAAAGUUUUACCGUUUCAUGUCCAAUUACAGUCAGGUAACUAUUGUUAAUGUUAUUGUAAAAACCCAAGGUAUCAUUAAACACUAGUUAUCUAAACCACUCUCCCUAGACCAAUGCCUGAGCAGCAGUUGUGCUUUGCUCACAAAUAUUUUUGUGAGAUCUAUUGUGUUUGCUUGUUGUAUAUUAAAGGACUUAAUCUGGUCAAUA
This is a messenger RNA of Silurus meridionalis, 3141 nucleotides long. It is a transcript of the gene nkrf, whose product is annotated as NFKB repressing factor. Gene Ontology annotation, cellular component: nucleoplasm; nucleolus. Gene Ontology annotation, molecular function: nucleic acid binding. The coding region runs from base 194 to 2515 and encodes 773 amino acids. The transcript has 3 exons. The record is from RefSeq and is a predicted model, not a curated record. Lineage: Eukaryota; Metazoa; Chordata; Actinopteri; Siluriformes; Siluridae.